CAGACAAUUUACUCUGAUAAAUUUGAAAAGGAUUAAAUUGGACGCUCGUGAAUAAAAUGAGUAAAGAUAUAGAUGAUGUUUUUGAUGAAUUUGGAGACAUGAAAAUAGUUGAUGAAGUAUCUUGGAGGAAAAUAACAGACGCAUGCAUGAAGGAUGGCUUUAGAGAUGGUAUUGUAGAAGGUCAAGAAGAAAAACAGCAGAAUGGUUUUAAUAUGGGUUAUGCUAAAGGUUAUCAACAAAGUUUUCCUAUUGCAAUGAUUAGAGGAGUUAUGAGAGCAUUAAGAGAGUACUUAUUUCAAAAUAGUUUAAUUGAUGCACAAGAAAUAAAUCACAUCACAAAAGAACUUCUUGGAUUAGAAAAAGAUAUUUUAGAAUUAAAUAAAGCAUCUAUUGCAACAAAAAAGAAAAAUGAAAGCAAACAAAAUGAUGAAUUACUUCUGCCAGAAAAAGAUAAUACUUUAGGUGAAGCUGAAUUGGAUUCAAAAAAGAAUCCUGAACAAGCUGGAAGUAGUUCUGAAGUAAAGGAUGUUACAAAAGAAACAGAUUCAGACUUAGAAACUAAAGAAUUAGUUGAUGCAAAUUUGAAAUGCUUAUCUGAACAGUUUGAAUCAAUUAAAAAGAGAUCAAUGCAUAUUUUGGAAAAUUUAGGAUUCACAGAACUAUGUAAUCUUAUUUGUGAUAUAUCAUGGAAUAAUAUUCAAAUUUAAUUAUUUAAAAGAAAAUUUUAUUCAAAAAUGCAGUUUGAAUGAGAAAGGCUAAAUAAAAGUACAAAAGGUAUGUUGGUGUAUUAAUAGUAAUCUAAUUCUGAUGAAAAAAGAAAGUUUUGUGUAAGGUAAAUAGAGAUGGAAUUAAUCAGCAUUAUUCUUAAUUUAACUAUAUGUUUGAUAUGUUCUUCUGAUGUUGUAAAAUAUAUAAAUUUUUCAGAUUAAUUUUAUCAAUGAAGUAUGUAUUGAUAUUUUGCUACAAAUGAGAUGCUGUUGAUGUUGUUGUUAUGUUUGUUAUAAAAAUCAAUUCUAUCCAUAGAUAUGGAAAUUGAAUGAGAUAGCUGUGAAUAAAGAUGUUUUAAUUUAUAUUUGCAAAACUUUAGCUGUAUAAUAUUACUCUAAGAAUUCAAUUUAACAUUUUAUACAAAUUGAAUUUGAUAUUCAUGUAUUUCUUUUUUAAUAUUUGAAGAUUAAUAUACAGUUAGUCGCUAAAUAUAAUUUUUAUGAAUACAUUUCUAUUUGAAAAAGUGAUUUCCAGAUUAGAAAUCUAGAGUCAAAACAUGAAAAUUUUUUUGGAAGAAUACAUACAUAAACAGGAGGUCUACAAUUUACGUCAUUAAAACUCAUUUGUUGAUUGUUUUUAUCAUUGAGUUAAAACUAUUUUUUAAAUAAUUUAAUAUUUAAAAACUAUCCAUAGUAUGAAUGUAUGAAUUUUUGUA
This is a messenger RNA of Centruroides sculpturatus (bark scorpion), 1423 nucleotides long. RefSeq lists its product as uncharacterized. The transcript is spliced from 4 exons. The record is from RefSeq and is a predicted model, not a curated record. Bases 57 to 707 code for a protein of 216 amino acids. NCBI's taxonomy places the organism in Eukaryota, Metazoa, Arthropoda, Arachnida, Scorpiones, Buthidae.